Molecule: messenger RNA, 2321 nt
Organism: Bolinopsis microptera
Lineage: Eukaryota; Metazoa; Ctenophora; Tentaculata; Lobata; Bolinopsidae
Product: ribosome biogenesis protein bop1-B-like
Exons: 1
Coding region: 3-2069 (688 amino acids)
Biological process (GO): maturation of LSU-rRNA from tricistronic rRNA transcript (SSU-rRNA, 5.8S rRNA, LSU-rRNA); ribosome biogenesis
Cellular component (GO): PeBoW complex; preribosome, large subunit precursor
Molecular function (GO): protein binding; ribonucleoprotein complex binding
Source: RefSeq, a predicted model, not a curated record
UCAUGAGCAAAAGGCCACUGGAAAGCUCCGAAUUAGAGCUGGCCUCCGAACUACCUCUCACCGCCCUGGAAACCUUGGACGCUCUGGACUCAGUGGAGCAUUUCUCCUUGGAAUCAGGCGAUGAUAGUGAAGACGAAGACUUUGACUUCGGGGAAAAUGACUACCGUGAAGCCUUGCCCGGGGAGAAAAUUCUAGUUCGACCUAACGAUUACAAUGACAGCGACUGUUCUUCCGACGAAGAGGAGAUCAGAAACAGGAUCGGCAACAUUCCAAUGGAAUGGUAUGACGAUUACGAUCAUAUCGGAUAUGAUAUCCACGGAGAGAAAGUGGCUAAGACCCAUAAGGAGGGAGACCAGUUGGAUAAGCUUCUCGAUAGGAUGGAUAAUCCUGACUAUAGGCGAACUGUCCACAACAAACGUGAAGGAGAGGACAUCGUUUUGGAGGAUGACGACGUGGCUAUAAUUGAAAGAAUUAGGAGUAACGCUUAUCCAGAUCUGGGAUAUGAUCCUUAUGAACCGUAUGUUGACUUCUUCACCAACGAGAAGCAGUUGACCCCCCUCGUUGAUACUCCAGAACCUAAGAGAAGAUUCAUACCCUCAAAGCACGAGCACAAGAAAGUAAUGAAGAUCAUCAGAGCCAUUAGAAACGGCUGGAUCAAACCCAAGGAUGACACUCCAAAGAAACCAGUUUACUUUGAUCUGUGGGCCAACAAAGAAGAACCUCAGAAACACAAUCCAAUGCACAUCCCCGCUCCAAAACUAGCACUUCCCGGUAACGAGGAGUCUUACAAUCCUCCAGCAGAGUACCUGCCAACCCAGGAGGAGAGGGACCAAUGGGAGAAUACUGACGAAGUGGAUAGGACCCAAAACUUUUUACCUCAGAAAUAUUCCUGCUUGCGUCAUGUUCCUGCGUAUCCUCAACUGAUCAACGAGAAGUUUGAUCGUUGUUUAGAUCUCUACCUGUGUCCCAGAAAGAUGAAGAUGAAACUUAACAUGAAUCCAGAUGACCUGUUGCCCAAACUUCCGAAACCCAAGGACCUCAAACCUUUCCCCUCGACCAAGGCAGUAAAAUUCAGCGACCACGAAGGCCACGUUUACUCCAUCGACUCCAACAAAUCUGGCGAGUUCAUUGUUUCUGGGGGAGAAGACAAGAUGCUGAGAAUCUGGGAGAGCUCGACUGGGCGGGUACUAAACAAGAUAGCGUUACCAGACACCAUCACCAGCGUGAAAUGGAACAAGGUCCACAGCAUGGUAGCGGCAGCUUGUGGUAACACUGUGUACCUCCUUAACCCUGGUUUAGGGGACAGAGUGGUGGUGGAGUCCACCAACAAACUUCUCCAGGGACUUACUGAUAUCAAAGAGUUGGAUCACUGUCGGUGGUAUCCGCUCGGUAAUGAUAAGGAUGGGUUGAGGGCUAAACUUGUCCACAAUCAUGACAUCAAUAAUAUCACGUGGCAUAACAACGGUAACUACCUGGCUGUCACCAUGAGAGACAGUCAGUCCUGUCCCGUUCUCAUCCACAACGUCGCCAAAAACUCAAGUCAGAAACCCUUUAACAAAUCAAAAGGUCAGAUCCAACAAGUCGAGUUUCACCCCAGCAAACCGUUCUUCUACGUUCUAUCCCAGCGAUAUGUCAGAGUUUAUAACCUGGUUAAGCAAGCCAUGGUUAGAAAGCUAAUCUGCAGUGUAAAGUGGGCGUCCUGUAUGGCUAUUCAUCCUAAGGGGGAUAACCUCAUUGUGGGUAGUUACGACAAGGCCCUGGUCUGGUUUGAUAUGGACUUGUCAGUGAAACCCUACAAAAGUUUACAGCAGCACAAGAAAGCUAUCAGAGACGUUUCAUUUCAUCCCCGAUAUCCUCUGUACGCUUCAAGUUCAGAUGAUUGUUCAACUAUUAUAACCCACAGUAUGGUUUAUAAUGACCUCGUUAAAAACCCGUUAGUAGUACCGGUGAAAGUGCUGAGAGGACACAAAGUUACUACUAAGUAUGGGGUGCUGUGCAAUGUUUUCCAUCCUCAGCAACCCUGGAUUUAUACCGGUGGUGCUGACGGUGAUAUUUGGCUUUUUGUGUGAGGGAGGUUUUAGUCGUUUAGGUCUGGUUUUAAUAUUUGAUGUCCGUACUUUAAAGAAUUCUUCAGUUAUGGACAUGGUACGUGAUAAAAGAUGACAGUGGUUGGGUAAAUUAUUCUUAGAUUCUAGAUGAUGGUAUGUUAUGUUCGAAGAAAAGCGUGUAAACUUGACGUAUCUUUUUAUAAUUUAUUGAGAUUUUUGCUUUUAACAUACCACACAAUUAUUAUUACUGUCCUUGGAGAACAUUACUAUCAA